This is a messenger RNA of Amphibalanus amphitrite, 1979 nucleotides long. RefSeq names its product profilin-like. Gene Ontology annotation, cellular component: cell cortex. The record is from RefSeq and is a predicted model, not a curated record. Bases 515 to 907 code for a protein of 130 amino acids. The transcript has 3 exons. NCBI's taxonomy places the organism in Eukaryota, Metazoa, Arthropoda, Thecostraca, Balanomorpha, Balanidae. Gene Ontology annotation, molecular function: actin monomer binding.
AAAGUAGUCACAGGGUGUAAAUAUGGGGAGGAGACGGCGACUCCUAUUCUAGUAAGCCGCCUCCGAAGAGCGCAUACCUACAGACGCCGUCAUGUGCAUGACUUGUUAAGAGAUUCUCGGGGGCAGAAGGCAGUAGUUUAUUGAGGCAGUUUCACGAAAGAGAAGUAACUUGGCAGCGAAACCGCGUGGAUACACAAAUUCAAACGAUAACUCAGUACAAGGGGGCUUUUUGUGAUCUGCCCUGUUUGACCAUCCAGCGCAUCCAGCUACUUUUGAGACGAAUCUGACAGCAUCGUUAAAUUGACGGAAGCGCCGAGCAGUAAAUUAUCUAUUUGUUUAUAACCAGUAACCUAAACCACACCAAUAAACGAGCAGAAAAUAUACCUAGUGUUACACACAGUCCUAGUCUCGGUUUAAAUAAUCAGCUAUCUCAUUUGUUUAUGAUUAGCUUUAGAAGCAGCGCUCUCGGUGAAGACCUCCACCCAGAUCAUCCUCCGAUCUCUCCAGCAUAACCAUGUCGUGGCAGGAUUACGUCAACAAGCAGCUGCUCGCCACGGGCUCGUUACGAGACGCCCUCAUCAUGGGUAUGGACGGCGUCAUCUGGGCUCGAAGUACUGGACUACAGGAGACCAAGCCUGAGGAAGUACAAAACCUCCUAGCCUCGCUGAGCGACGGAGGAGCGACUCUGGAGGACGUCGGAGGCAUCAGAGUGGCAGGCACCCGGUACCUGUACCUCGCCGGCGAGCCGGGCGUCUUCCUCAGCUGUAAGCGGGCCGCAGUCGGGCUGUACGUGCGCCAGACUCAGCGGGUGGCCAUAGUAGCCCUGUACCAGGACCCAGCCACGCUACAGCAGUGUGAGGCGUGCGUCACCAGCCUCUGCCACUACCUCGGCAACAAGGGCUUCUGAUCCUGGUCCUACGCGGCCUCAGCGGCAAGGUCGGAGCUACAGUCUACCUCGGCAACAAAGAGCUAUGGACGGUCCUUCGCUGCAUUGGCAGCAAAGGAUUCCGGUCGCGCUCUUGACGACCCUAGCUUUCGCAACAAGGGCUUUUGAUCGCGGUCCUUCGCUGCAAUGGCAACGAAAAAUGCCUAUCUGAGCUACUCUAAACUCGGCAACAAAGUCUUACGAUCGGGGUAUUCCUCUACAUUGGACUGCAUCACCGCAAUCACUGCAAUCAGUGCACCACUGCAACAAAGGAUUCUGUUCGCGCUCUUGACGACCCCAGCCUCUGCAAUAAGGGCGUCUGAUCGGGGGCUGCCUCAAAGUUGUCCACAAGGACUGCCUCUGCCUACGCAGCAGGGGCUUCUGAUUGGGUCACUGCGUGCUUCACUGCCUCGGCAACAAGAGCUUCUGAAUAAACAUCAAAUGAUUUCGAUUGGAUCGGUACCAUCAACAGCAAAGAUGCCGGUUCUGGUACUUCCUUUGCAACAAGGCUUCUGAUGGAGAUUGCCACUACCUCCUCAGCAAUGACAUUCGUUUGGACCCGUCCAAUGGAUCCGGCCGUCGUUUACAAUAGCAGCAAUGGCUUCUGACGGUAAAUUUAAUGCUGACCUUUUCGUUGAUGAUAGGGGUUUCCAAUGAAACACUGACCUAAGGCAACAUUUGUGUUUAAACCGCGCUUCAUCUACUUCGCAAACUGCAAUUUUAAGCGUUCACCAGCAGUGCCGCUUUGUAGGGGGCUUCUUUGGCGUGUCCUGAACUGUGUUUGACAAAAAGGGUCUCUGUUGCUGAUCACGAAGACAGUUUCUGAUGAACAAAGUUCCUCAAGGCAUCUGUCUUUCCUUCCUUAUCAAGAUAUUUGAAACGGGCCGUUACAUUACAGCUUUCUUGUGCGUGUUAGUAACGAUAAAAGUAUGAGUAAAAAAUGGUCAGCUUAUUCUGAAGCAGUGAUAAAAUUAGCAUAAAAGAAACCGAAUCAUAGCAACAAUGUCGAUCAAUCCGCAAUGUUAUCCAUGGCAAACAAAUGAAAUCAUUUCGA